Messenger RNA from Penicillium vulpinum, 1638 nucleotides. RefSeq lists its product as uncharacterized. Gene Ontology annotation, biological process: carbohydrate transport; transmembrane transport. The transcript has 9 exons. The record is from RefSeq and is a predicted model, not a curated record. The coding region runs from base 1 to 1638 and encodes 545 amino acids. NCBI's taxonomy places the organism in Eukaryota, Fungi, Ascomycota, Eurotiomycetes, Eurotiales, Aspergillaceae. Gene Ontology annotation, molecular function: carbohydrate:proton symporter activity. Gene Ontology annotation, cellular component: membrane.
AUGUCGGACGACAAGAAGGCAUCAGAGGAGGUGUAUGGCAUCUCCUCUGCCGUUGAAGACCAUACUACAGAGGCUACCAGGCGUCACGGCGCAAAGACCAAGGAGGUCCUGAAUGCAGAUCUUUACGCUGCCAUUGAGGAGACUAAAAUUAAAAGAUGGAGCAAGGAAUCCCUUCAUUUGUACUACUGUAUCUUUGUCGCAUUCUGCUGUGCCUGUGCCAACGGUUAUGAUGGAUCUCUGAUGGGAUCUAUCCUCGCCAUGAACCAUUACCAAGAGGUCUUCAAAACCGGAAUGGAUGGCCCCAAGGUCUCCCUUGUUACUUCGCUCUACACAGUUGGCUCCAUUGUCUGUACUCCCAUCAGCGCUAUCCUUUCCGACAGGCUUGGUCGUCGCAAGUGUAUGUUUAUCGGUGGAUGGGUCAUUAUCAUUGGAUCUAUUAUUAUCUCUACUGGUAUGACACUGGCACAAUUCGUUGUCGGUCGAUUUGUCCUCGGUGUCGGCAUUCAAAUCAUGGUCGUCUCCGCUCCCGCCUAUGCCGUUGAAAUCGCCCCGCCUCACUGGCGUGGUCGUGCCGUUGGUUUCUACAACUGUGGUUGGUUCGGUGGCUCCAUCCCUGCCGCCGCCAUCACAUACGGUACCAACUUCAUCGACAGUCACUACCAGUGGCGCAUUCCCUUUAUCUGCCAGUGCUUCGCAGCCUGCAUUGUUAUCGUAUCUGUUUGGUUCAUUCCCGAGUCACCCCGUUGGCUCAUCGCCAACGGCCGAAACGCGGAGGCAGAAGCAUUCCUGGUCAAGUAUCACGGCAACGGCGACCCCAACGCUCGGUUGGUCCUUCUUGAGAUUGAGGAAAUGAGGGAAGGUAUUAGAAUUGACGGUAUUGACAAGAGAUGGUGGGAUUACCGACCAUUCAUCACAACCAAGAGUGGACGCUGGCGUUUUGCACAGGUGAUCAUGAUUUCUGUCUUUGGACAGUGGUCUGGAAAUGGUCUUGGUUACUUCAAUGCCACUAUUUUCAAGGUUAUUGGAUACGAGACCAGCUCUAUGCAAUUGUUGCUUAACCUUGUCAACUCUAUUGUCUCCGCUGUGGGUGCAUUGACCGCCGUGUACUUCUGUGACAAAAUGCGCCGUCGUCCUGUUCUUAUCUUCGGUACUCUUGCAUGCGCUGUCACCCUAGCUAUCAAUGCUGGUAUCCUACAAGAGGUCGCCAAUACUGGUAUCAUUAGCAAGACCAAGGGUCAGGCUGCUCUUGCUUUCUACUACCUUUUCAACGUGGUCUUCUCGUUCACCUACACUCCCCUCCAGGGUGUCAUUCCGGCCGAGGCGCUGGAGACAACCACUCGCGCCAAGGGUCUGGCUCUGUCAGGCUUCAUGGUCAGCAGCAUUAGUUUCAUCAGUCAGUUUGCUACGCCCAUUGGUCUGCAAAACAUUUCUACCAACUACUUCUGGAUCUUUGUCGGCUGGGAUGUUGUCGAGUCCGUCUUCUGGUACUUCUUCUGUGUCGAAUCCCAGGGCCGAACUCUGGAACAGUUGGAGUGGGUCUACCAACAGCCCAACCCUGUCAAGGCUUCCCUUAAUGUGCACAAGGUUCUUAUUCAAGAUGAUGGUACUGUCACCGAGAAGAUCACAGACGAUGCUUAA